This is a messenger RNA of Phlebotomus argentipes, 3231 nucleotides long. RefSeq lists its product as uncharacterized. The record is from RefSeq and is a predicted model, not a curated record. The transcript is spliced from 8 exons. NCBI's taxonomy places the organism in Eukaryota, Metazoa, Arthropoda, Insecta, Diptera, Psychodidae. The coding region runs from base 1 to 3015 and encodes 1004 amino acids. Gene Ontology annotation, molecular function: monooxygenase activity; oxidoreductase activity, acting on paired donors, with incorporation or reduction of molecular oxygen; heme binding.
AUGAUUCAGUUGCUGAUCAUGCUGGCCAUCCUGGCCAUUUAUCUCUACUUCAAGUGGCACCUCAGCUUCUUCAUCCGCCGCGGAAUUGUUGGGCCAAAGCCUCUGCCCUUUGUGGGCAAUAUGUGGAGCUACGUGUGCAUAAAGAAGCACUUCGGAGAGGUUUACGAUGAAAUGUAUCAAUCCUAUCCAGAGGCAAAUUACGUGGGAUUUUUCAAAAUGUCUCAGCCGGCAGUCCUUAUGAGGGAUUUGGACAUAGUCAAGAGUGUUUUAGCUGGAGAUUUCUCAUCAUUUCACACCAAUGACUUCAUUGUAGACGAAAAAUUAGACCCACUUGCGAAAAAUAAUGUCUUUAUAGCGACAGGAGAUCGAUGGAAGAUGAUUCGGAGUCAAGUUUCGCCCCUUUUCACCUAUCCAAAAGUGAAAGCCUGCUUCCCAAUCAUCGACGUUGUGCGACAAUCUCUGGUCAAGUACAUUGAAAGUGGUCCAGAGUCAACGAAUCCAAAUGGAAUUGAAGCGAAAUCUCUCGGAGGACGAUUUACCACAGAUGUUGUGGCUUCUUGUGCUUUUGGUGUCGAAGGACAGGCUUUCACGGAUCCCAAUUCAGAUUUCAGACUUAUGGCAACAAGUAUUUUUGCCCCAAGUUCAGAGAAUAUGAUAAAGUCAUUUGCGACUCUCUUCUUUCCUCAAUUGAUAAGCAUCUUUCGCGUUAGUUUCAUCUCUAAAGAAUUAGAUACUUGGCUGAGAUCGAUUAUUAAUCAGAUCAUCAAGCGCAGAGAUGAUAUUGGAGAACGUCGUCAAGACUUCUUACAAGCUUUCAUUGAUAUGCGCAGCAAAGAUAAGCAAAACAUCUUCGAUGAGGACCUCAUCGUUGGACAAGCUUUAACCUUUAUCACGGACGGAAUAGAGACUUCAAGCACUCUCAUCUGCUAUGCUUUGUACGAAUUAGCCAGACACCCUGACGUUGUGGUGAGAAUUCAGGAAGAAAUCGACACGGUUUAUGAACGACAUGAUGGCAAGAUGACUGAGGAAGGAAUCAUGGAACUUGUGUAUAUGGAGCAGGUCCUCUUUGAGACCCUUCGUCUGCACUCAGCAGUAUUUAGCCUGGCAAAGACGUCUACAAAGGACUUCACUUUCCCACCACAAUUUCCUGACUCCCACAGAUGCCUCACCGUCCCCAAAGGAACCACCAUCAUCAUCCCAGUCAACGCCAUCCAUCACGACUCUCGACACUUUCCUCAUCCUCACACUUUUGAUCCCAACAGAUUCUCAGAGGAACGGAAAGAACGUCAUCGAUACGCAUUUCUGGGCUUCGGCGAAGGGCCUCGAAUUUGUCUGGGACAGAAGUUCGGUCUAUUCCAGACCAAGUCUGCACUUUCGGCCAUCCUGCGACACUUCAACCUCACCCUCUCGCUAAAGUCCAUCGUUCCGCCGCCGGUGUCCAAGAAAAUUUCACUCAGAUUCGCGGCGGAACUGGACAUCUUCCGCAGUGCGAUGCUUCCUUACAUCCUUCUGUCGGCCAUCGUGGCCAUUUAUCUCUACUUCAAGUGGCACCUGAGCUUCUUCGAGCGCCGCGGAAUCGCAGGACCAAAACCCUUGCCCUUCAUCGGCAACAUGUGGGAUUAUGUAACGGGAAAGAAGCACUUUGGGCAUGUCUUUGACGACAUUUAUCGAUCCUAUCCGAAUGCCAAUUACGUGGGAAUCUAUAAAAUGCACAAACCCGCAGUUCUUGUGAAGGAUUUAGACGUGGUGAAAGACGUUAUAGUUGGAGAUUUCUCCUCAUUCCACGACAAUGAUUUCGCCCUGGAUCCGAAAUUAGAUCCACUCUCCGUUAUAAACCCUUUCUUUGCUGCUGGAGAAAGUUGGAAGGAACUCAGAGCUCAAGUGUCGCCCAUCUUCACCUUCUCAAAAGUCAAGGCAUGCUUUCCGAUCAUGAACGGAGUUUGCAACACUCUCGUUGAUUGGAUUAAAAACGGCCCCAAAGCAGGAAAUUCAGAUGGAAUAGAAGUGAAAUCGCUCGGCGAAAUGUACACAAUGGACGUAGUCGCUUCUGCUGCCUUUGGCGUUGAAGCGCAGAGUUUCACAUCUGUAAUGACACCUUUUCGCGAACUCCUGAUGGACAUGGUCAGUCCAACAUUUAUAAAUUCCAUCAAGAAUUUCAUCACGCUCUUUAUGCCUCAAUUGGCACCAAUCUUGGGCAUUCCCUUCGUCUCCAAGAAACACAGCGAUUGGGUUAGAUCUUUCGUUGCUAAUGUUGUGAAAAGAAGGACAGAAUUAGGAGAGAAACGACAAGAUUUGUUGCAGAACUUCCUGGAUAUGUUAAAGAAGGCUGAGAAUGGCAAUUUAGCUAAGUACGCUGAUGAUUUGGUUCCUGGACAGUCGCUUCUGUUUCUCGCUGAAGGAACAGAAACCUCAAGCAUGCUGAUCUGCUUCUCUCUGUAUCAAUUGGCUCGAAAUCCUGACAUUGCGAAGAGAGCGCAAGAAGAAGUGGAUUCCGUUUAUGAGCGUCACGGCGGAAAACUCACCGAGGAAGGCGUCACCGAGAUGGAAUAUCUGGAGCAAAUCCUAUUCGAAACCCUGCGACUUCACUCAGUUGUGUUCGUAUUGGCAAGACAAGCUACCAAAGAUUACGUUUUUCCACCGCAAUAUCCUGGAUCUUCUCAACGCCUCGCCAUUCCAAAAGGAACGACACUCAUCGUCCCCGUCAGCGCCAUUCAUUACGAUUCUGCAUACCAUCCAGAUCCGUAUACUUUCAAUCCCGACCGAUUCUCUGAAGAAGGACGAAAGGAGCGCAAUCGAUACGCUUUUCUAGGAUUCGGCGAAGGACCUCGAAUUUGUAUUGGACAGAAAUUCGGUCUCUUUCAAGUCAAGGCAGCAAUUUCAUCUAUUCUUCGUAACUUCAACAUUUCACUGAACAAGAAAACUCACGAUCCUCUCCGUAUUUCAAAGAAAUCUUUCAUGUACGUUGCCGAAGAUGGAAUUUGGGUGAAUUUUACAGAAAGAAAAAUUGUCAAAUAACUGAUCAAAUACACGAUAUUGUGGAUUAUAAAGAAUCAUAUUUUAAUCUGACCCACAAUUCCAUUUCACAACUAUUUUCUGUAAUAUGUAGGUAAUAUCGGAAUGCGACGAAUUCUUUUGCUGGUCAGCUAAAUCUGAUAGAAAGUAGUAGAAUAUAUUUUAAAAGUUCAAAUAGUUUUUACCCACUCAGAAAGAAAAGUAGAGCAAUGAGCUUCU